AUGGGAAAUAUCAAAUGGGUGGUGGCGGGCAAAGACAUGCGUUGCUAUUGUUUUGCGGCAAAUCUCCAAAGCUUGGAAACGGUACCGGGAAAUACCUUUUUGGGAAAGGUGGAGUUGGUCAUGAAUUUUGGGUGCGGCCUGCUGGCGAACCUCUGCAUUGUUACCUUGUUUGGUCGAGCGAUGUGGACGGGGAUCGCGCAGUCCUUUAUUGCUUUCUUGCGCCUCUUCUCUCAUUUCAUUAUUCGAGGAUGGACUAUUCUUACUACUAUUGGUCGAUGUUCCGGCGGUGCAGGUCUAGCACCUCGCGACACUGGAAACGGUUGGUGGUGGUGGAGUCAUACCUUGUCUGGGCACUUUCGCGAGCAUCUCGGAAGAGUUGUGUGUUUCUUGGGUAGCGGUUUUGAGACGAUAAAUGGCUCUUGUGGUUUCUGGGUCGGAGAACGGGAUACCUUUUGGGGUUGUACAGGAAACGCUCAAGAUGCGAAUGGUGUUGAAUGGGAUUAG
Messenger RNA from Colletotrichum paranaense, 504 nucleotides. RefSeq lists its product as uncharacterized. NCBI's taxonomy places the organism in Eukaryota, Fungi, Ascomycota, Sordariomycetes, Glomerellales, Glomerellaceae. The coding region runs from base 1 to 504 and encodes 167 amino acids. The transcript has a single exon. The record is from RefSeq and is a predicted model, not a curated record.